Prunus armeniaca (apricot) is the source of this 237-nucleotide messenger RNA. The record is from the annotation of a GenBank genome assembly. Lineage: Eukaryota; Viridiplantae; Streptophyta; Magnoliopsida; Rosales; Rosaceae.
AUGCAUAGCUCCGGCAAUUCAGCCACUGAACCUUACAUUGUGAGCCAUAACCUUCUCCUAGCCCAUGCCAUUGUUGUUGAGCUUUACAGAAAGAAGUUUCAAGAGAAACAAGGUGGACAAAGUGGAAUUAGUCUUGUAGGACAAUAUGUUGAGCCUUACUCAGAAUCCGCUGAGGACAGAGUUUCUGCUACCGCAACGAUCCUUAAGCUAAUUCUCGAGCAACAUCAAAUUAAUUGA